CUCCUCCUACCAGGCUCAUCCACCCGUUGCCCGGCAGCUUACCCUCACCAUUUCCAUUCUAUAUAUCUCACACGGACGCACGGUCGCAGUGUCACACACCCACUCGCCACCAAACUAGCGCCGGCGACCGCGCGGAGGCGGAGCCCGCAAGAAGAAGCGCGUGUACUAGGCGUGCGUCUGUCCCACUCGGCGCGAUGGUGUUCGCGUCCGGCGGCCGCGGGGGGCCCGUGCUGACGGCGCGUUUCGCGCGGCAGGUGGUGCUGGGCCGUUGGUUCAUGGUGUUCGCGUGCCUGCUGAUCCUGUCGGCGUCGGGGGCGACGUACAUCUUCAGCAUCUACUCCAAGGUGCUCAAGUCGUCGCUGGGCUACGACCAGCGCACGCUCAACACGCUCUCCUUCUUCAAGGACCUCGGCGCCAACGUCGGCGUCAUCUCUGGGCUCAUCAACGAGGUCACGCCGCCGUGGGUGGUGCUCGCCAUGGGCGCCGCCAUGAACCUUGCGGGGUACCUCAUGAUCUACCUCGCCAUCGACGGCCGCACUGCGCGCCCGCCGGUCUGGCUCAUGUGCAUCUACAUCUGCGUCGGGGCCAACUCGCAGUCCUUCGCCAACACCGGCGCGCUCGUCACCUGCGUCAAGAACUUCCCGGAGAGCCGGGGCAUCGUGCUGGGGCUGCUCAAGGGGUUCGUCGGACUCAGCGGCGCUAUCUUCACGCAGCUCUACCUCGCCAUCUACGGCGACGACGCCAAGUCGCUCGUGCUGCUCAUCGCGUGGCUCCCCGCCGCUAUCUCCAUCCUCUUCGUCCACACGAUACGCAUCAUGCCGUACCCGCGCCCCAGCCGACGAGGGACGAGUUCGGCGGCGACCUGCAGCGACGCGUUCUUCUGCUUCCUCUACAUCUCCAUGGCGCUCGCGACCUACCUCCUCGUCAUGAUCGUCGUGCAGAGGCAGGUCAACUUCUCGCACGCCGCCUACGCCAUCUCCGCUGCCGCGCUCCUCCUCAUCCUCUUCCUGCCGCUCGGCGUCGUCGUGAAGCAAGAGUACAGGAUCCACAAGGAGCUCGAGGAGUCUCUGCGCGAGCCCCCCACGGUGACCGUCGUGAAGCCAGCCGCGGCCCUUCAGAAGACAGCAGCUGAGCCGGGCCAGAGCACCACUGAAACAGAGGCCGAGGCUUCAAAGCAACAGCCACCACCGUUAUCGUCAUGCCUCGGCUCGUGCCUGAAGCACAUGUUCAACCCGCCGGCGCAGGGGGAGGACUACACCAUCCUGCAGGCGCUGGUGAGCGUGGACAUGCUGGUGCUGUUCCUGGCGACCAUCUGCGGCGUCGGAGGCACGCUGACGGCUAUCGACAACAUGGGACAGAUCGGGCAGUCGCUGGGUUACCCGGCGAAGAGCAUCAACACCUUCGUCUCCCUCAUCAGCAUCUGGAACUACGCCGGCCGCGUCACCUCCGGCUUCGCCUCGGAGAUCUUCCUGGCGCGGUACAAGUUCCCGCGACCGCUGAUGCUAACGUUGGUGCUCCUCCUCUCGUGCGUCGGCCACCUCCUCAUUGCUUUCGGCGUGCCGCAAUCGCUGUACGCCGCCUCCGUCGUCAUCGGCUUCUGCUUCGGCGCGCAGUGGCCGCUGCUCUUCGCCAUCAUCUCCGAGGUGUUCGGGCUCAAGUACUACUCCACGCUCUACAAUUUCGGCUCCGUCGCCAGCCCCAUCGGCGCCUACGUGCUCAACGUCCGCGUCGCAGGGUACCUCUACGACGUGGAGGCCACGAAGCAGCACGGCGGCUCCCUCGCCGGCGGGGACAAGACCUGCAUCGGCGUGCAGUGCUUCCAGAAGUCGUUCCUGAUCAUCACGGCCGCCACGGUGGCCGGCGCGCUGGUGUCGCUGGUGCUCGUGUGGAGGACGAGGAACUUCUACAAGAGCGACAUCUACGCCAAGUUCAGGGGCAACACCGCCGCCGAGGAGGAGCUCCCGGCCGGCGACUCCACCUCCGAAGAGGGGCAGCGGCUGAAGGAGGCUGAGUCAACGGAGGUCAACGGGAGGAAGGGGUAGUGCACUAGUGUCCAUGGCUGGCGGGCGCUUGCGUUGAUUCGGGUAGAAGCUGCCACACACAGUGAGCUGAGCUAACGCUCGGUUUUGACUUGGAAUACGUGUCAUCUUCCAGUCCAGUCCAAACUGUUCUCAAGCUCAAAGAGAGCUGAAAGGAAGCAACAGAACACUGCGAUAGCAAUUGAGUUGCGGGUGAUUACCGGAUACAAUAAAAAUAUAAAUAUUAGAUACGAUAAUAUAGGAGCGUCAACGAAUGAAGGUUGAGAGCGAUACAAUAGUUUGAUUUCAGAUUUCAACUUAAUGUACGAAGAUAUGGAUGUGUUAUAGGAGUGUCACCGAAUGAAUACGUUAAGAGCGAUGUCAUAUUUUGAUUUUAUA
This is a messenger RNA of Phragmites australis (common reed), 2417 nucleotides long. RefSeq lists its product as uncharacterized. The transcript has a single exon. The coding region runs from base 195 to 2042 and encodes 615 amino acids. Lineage: Eukaryota; Viridiplantae; Streptophyta; Magnoliopsida; Poales; Poaceae. Gene Ontology annotation, cellular component: membrane. The record is from RefSeq and is a predicted model, not a curated record.